AUGUCGAGCUCCAAGGCUGCGGUGAAGGCCAUUGGCGACUCUGUCAAACAGCAAAAAUGGGACGACGCCAUUCAGAAGGCGACUGAGUUCCUCGAGCGCGACCCCAAGCACUACCAAGCAAACAUCUUGCUGGCCUUCGCUCUUGACAAGAAAAACCGCGUCGAUGAGGCUGAGAAGGCGUACAAGACUGCCGCUGCGCAGAAGCCCAAAGAGCCCGCGGCGUGGCAGGGUCUCAUCAAGCUCUACGAGAAACAGGACCGCAAGCGCAUAGAGGCCUACCACCAGGCUGCGGUGAGCUUGGCAGAAAUCUACCGUGAUGCCGAGGACAUGUACAAGUGCCAGGAUGUCAUCGACAAGUUUGUCGACUUUGCCAGAUCACAGGGUGACACUGCCCAGUACAUCGACGCCUUGAGCGUCAUCCUCCCAGGAAGCCCCAUCUACCCUGCACUUGAGGGCCGAGUGCCGCACCCCGCCAAGACCUACGAGACCAUGGCGCAGAUCAUUGAGACCGACGAGAAGAAGCGCAUCAACACGCUCAUCGGCGAGCGCAGGACGAGGAUAGGAGCGCGCUUGAACGAGGUCACGCUCGAGGUGAAGCGUGAGGUCAUUGCUCAGAGCAAGCUCGAGUACAUUUACCAACAGCUCAUCAACUGGACAAACGAUGACGAGCUCCGGCGGAGGUAUGAGGAGAAGCUCCUCCAGUGGUGUUACGACCGCCUGCUGGUUGCGCCGCUUGGCCCCGAAAAGGGCUUCGCUCUUCAAGCCGUUCUGAAGCUGGCCCUGGACAUGGUCAUUAUCAAGCACCCUUACAGACUCGCAUGGGAGAUUGCCAUCAACUGGAAGGACGCCAAGGAGAUCAAGGAGUGGGACGUCAAUAUGCUGAGGGACUAUUGCACAUUCUUCCCUGAGACCGACCUGUACAAGGUCAUCACUGGCUUUUUGACCAGCAGCAUCUCUCCAUUCCCCAAACCGACGCCCGCCGCACUCGAGGCAGAGGAGACCGAGAGUGAAGACGACGAGGGUGGCGGUGUGUCCAUGGUGCCGCUGACAGAACAGGAUAGAAUCCUGAUGAUGACGGACGGUAUCACGACGUCAGACUCGUUGUUCGCUCAUCGUUUGAUGGGAGAGUACUACCAGCAUCUAGAGGAAUACGAGAGCACUGUUGAACAGAUGAGAAAGUCCAUGGAUCUUCUGAAGUCGGAGAGGACAAAGACCGGUAUGACAUUCCAGAACACGAGCGAUUCUUUCUCGCUAUACCUGGGCACAGCUCUGGUAUUCUAUCAGUCUCCCAGAAACCACGGCGAAGCAAAGAGACUGUUCGAAGAGGUUCUCACACACGAUCCAUCAUCUACCCCGGCGCUGAUUGGUGUCGGUCUCAUUUACGAGGAAGAGGAGGACUUUGAUGAUGCCAUCGAUUUCUUUGGGCGCGCGCUGAAGAGAGAUCCUAGCAACCUCCGUGUCAAGACUGAAUCUGCCUGGGUACAGGCGCUCAAGGGUGACUACGAGAAGGCCAAGGUGGAACUGGAGGCCUCCCUCCCAUUGAUCGAGGAGAUGACGCCUCCGUCAAAGGAUCUUCUUGCACAGACACAGUACCGCCUGGGGUCCUGUCUGUGGAACCUAGAUUCUUCAAAGGCCGCUCGCAAGAGUCGCACAGGUGCUUACGCAUACUUCCUGGAUUCUCUCAAAAACAACCUCAACUUCGCACCAUCGUACACAAGUCUCGGCAUCUACUAUGCCGACUACGCCAAAGACAAGAAGAGGGCUAGACGGUGCUUCCAAAAGGCUGUCGAGCUCUCAUCUUCAGAAGUCGAGGCAGCUAAGCGCCUGGCUCAAUCAUUCGCUGACGAAGGUGAUUGGGACAGAGUCGAGUUGGUCGCUCAGCGGGUGGUCGACUCUGGCAAGGUGAAGCCACCGCCAGGCUCGAAGAGGAAAGGCAUCAGCUGGCCGUUUGCAGCACUUGGUGUUGCAGAGCUGAACAAGCAGGAUUUCCACAAAUCAAUCGUGUCGUUCCAGUCAGCCCUGAGGAUAUCGCCGGAGGACUACCACUCAUGGGUGGGCUUAGGAGAAAGUUACUACUCAUCAGGUCGCUACAUCGCCGCGACCAAGGCUAUUCUUAAUGCGCAGAGGCUGGAAGAAACUGCUUCCAAGGAAGUUCUUGGCGAUACUUGGUUCACCAAGUACAUGCUUGCUAACGUCAAGCGUGAGCUGGCCGAGUUUGACGAAGCCAUUGCACUCUACCAGGAGGUCAACGAUGGCCGGCCGAAUGAAGAUGGCGUCGCCAUCGCACUUAUGCAGACCAUGGUUGACAACGCGCUUGAUUGUGUUGAGAAGGGCCUCUUUGGCAAGUCAAUUCAACUUGCUAAGGACACCAUUGCUUUUGCUUCCGAGGCAGAUGCGACCGUCGUCGAGACAUUCAACUUUUGGAAGUCGCUUGCAGACGCGUGCUCCGUCUUUUCUGCGGUGCAAAGUAAGGCUAUUGAGUUCCCUGCCGAGUCCAUCAUGACGCUCAUCGACAGCGGCGACAAGAAGGCCUAUGAAAUAUUUGCCGAUGUAGACAAUGUUGGCACCGGUGUCAUUUCUGCCAAGGGUCUAUUCUCUGAAGAUGAGAGACUAGGCGUCGACCUGACCAGAUGCAUCCACGCUACGAUCCUCUGCCACAAGCGAGCAAUCCAUGUCUCGGCCAACGAUUUGCACGCGCAGGCCGUCGCGUACUACAACCUGGGCUGGGCGGAGCACCGAGCUCACAUCUGUCUCCCAUCAAGCAUUCGGAAGAAGUCUAGUGUGUAUCUCAAGACCGCUAUGAAAUGCUUCAAGCGGGCCAUCGAGCUCGAGGCAGGAAAUUCCGACUUUUGGAACUCGCUGGGUGUCGUAACGAGCGAAAUCAGCCCGGCGGUGUCCCAGCAUUCCUUCGUCAGAAGUCUGCACCUCAACGAGCGAAGCCCUGCGGCGUGGACGAACCUGGGCACAUUGGCCCUGCUGCAGAACGACAUGCAACUUGCCAACGAGGCCUUCAACCGCGCGCAGUCGACAGAUCCCGAUUACGCGCAUGCUUGGCUCGGUCAGGGCUUCGUCGCGCUGCUCUACGGGAAGACAAAAGAGGCGAGGGGUCUGUUUACACAUGCCAUGGAAAUCGCGGAGUCGUCGUCUGUCCUUACGAGGCGCCAGUUCUCCGUCUCCGUGUUUGACUACAUCCUGACCGCGACGUCCGCCAACAUCUCGUCGCUCAUCCAGCCCAUCUUCGCGCUCGGCCAACUGAACAACUUGAAGCCGCAGGACUUGGCAUACGGACAUUUGUCGACUAUGUUCUUAGAGCGGACGCACGACAACGUCAAGGCCGUCGAGAUUCUUGAGAAGAUCUGCGGCAUCCUGGAGGCGGACUUCGAGGUUACGGAGUCGCCUCAAGCUCUCGCACAAUUCGCUCUCGCCAAGACGGACCUGGCCAGAUCGUACUUGGCUUCCGGCUCGUACGAGCAAGCCGUUGAGUGCGGUGAAAUGGCGCUCCAGCUAAGCAGCGACGAGUCUGACAACGAGCUGACACAGGAGGAGCGCAAGAAGGCACGUCUCUCGGCUCACCUGACCGUCGGCCUGGCGCAAUACUACAGCAAAGACAUCGACGAGGCGCUUCUCUGCUUCGAGUCGGCUCUGGAGGAAUCCGAUGGCAAUGCCGAUGCCGUCUGCCUCCUUGCUCAGGUGCUCUGGGCUAACGGCUCGGAAGAGUCCCGCGAGAAGGCUCGCAACUCCCUUUUCGAAGUGAUUGAGAAACAGCCCGAUCAUGUCCAAGCCGUUCUUCUCCUCGGCGUCAUUGCUGUCCUCGACAACGACGAAGAGUCCGUCGAGGCCGUCGUCGCCGAGCUCGAGGGCCUCCGCACGAGCGAUAAGAUUGCAGACACGGAGCAGUCCCAGAUCGGCGAGGUGCUCGGCGCCGUGGCGAAGCUCGGCGAGAACAGCACCGACGAGGAUGUAUUGACCCAGAUCCAGACGGACAUCAUGCUGUACCCACAUCUGCCGCACGGGUGGUCGAACCUGGCGGAAUUUGGCGGCGAGGAGUACCCGGCCGAGAUGGCGUUGACGGUGGCCAAGAAGGGCGUUCCGCCUCGGGGAACGCUCGAGGCGGAGGACCUGGCCAAGGCAUACGCCGGCACGGGUGUUGCUGCGCAUGCCCAGACGGCCAUUUUCUUGGCGCCGUGGACGGUGGCCGGCUGGAACUCUUUGCGUGAGGCGGUUUCCGGGAACUAG
Molecule: messenger RNA, 4236 nt
Organism: Colletotrichum chrysophilum
Lineage: Eukaryota; Fungi; Ascomycota; Sordariomycetes; Glomerellales; Glomerellaceae
Exons: 2
Coding region: 1-4236 (1411 amino acids)
Cellular component (GO): Ski complex
Molecular function (GO): protein binding
Source: RefSeq, a predicted model, not a curated record